UUGGUUUAUACCUUUCUUCUUCUUCGUCUGUCUCCUUCCAAUUGUCAUCCCGAUUGAUACGAUCUCUCUCGAAGCAGUCUGUAACCCAUCCUCCUCUAGCGCAUCUGAUCUCAUCUAUCAUGGCGGCCAACAAGUUCGCGACCGUCUUGCACCGGAACAGCCACAGGAUGGCGGUGAUACUGGUGUACGCCAUCCUGGAAUGGGCCCUCAUCCUCUUCCUCCUGCUCAACGGUCUCUUCGGCUACCUCAUCGCCCGGUUCGCUGCCUUCUUCGGCCUCAAGGCACCCUGUAUCUUCUGCUCCCGAGUGGAUCACCUCUUCGAGAAAGAUGAGGGUCGGCGGAGACACGCCUACCGCGACCUCCUCUGCGACGAGCAUGCCGCCGAGGUCACCAAGCUGGGCUACUGUGCCUACCAUCGGAGGCUGGCAGAGGCCGGGGAGAUGUGUGAGGACUGCUGCUUCUCGACCCGGCCCGUCGAGGCCGCUGUCCUGUCCUGGAUGAAGCGGAGCGAGGAGGGGGAGAAGGAUCUGAGGUGCUCCUGCUGCGACGUCGUCCUCGAGAGCGGGUUCUACUCGCCCUACCUCCUUUUCAAGCCUUCUUGGGGCGCCGUGGAGUAUGACCACAAGGGGAACUUGGUGGAUGAGGUUGCCGUCGGCGAUCGCGAGCUUUUUAGAGAAGAUGCCGUCCUGUGCCGAGAAAAGGUGGAAAGGGGGGAGUUGGUAUCUCCUGAUCAAGUUGAUGGAUUCCAUGAUGAUCCCGAUGAUGAUAAGGAAGAGGAGGAGGAUAAUAUUGAAGUAAAGAUCAACGGAGAGGAAGCAACAGACGCUAUCAUUUCGAAGAGAGAGUUGGAAGAACUAGAAACCCUCAUCGACUUCUCUGUUGCCUGUCCAUUGGUGGAAGAUGCUUCCUUGGAAGUUCUCACUCGGUAUCUGGAGAACGUAUACGAUGAGGACAGGUUGAUACCGGUGGAGCUGAUCGACUCUGCGACUAUGACAAAAAGUCAUGCUGCGUGUGUAUUUGGCAAACAAGAUCAGAUAGAGUUUCGGCAUCUCCAAGGAGAAGAAGUUGGCAGGGACGAGAGCAAAGCGGUGGCUUUCACUGAAGAGAGGCCUAAUUUCAUCGAAAAGAAUUCUGGGAAUGAAAAAGUGGAGGACGAUGGUAGAUCUUUUGAUAAGGGGAGCAUUACAGGGGUGGAAAAGGGAUUGGUUUCUGCUACAGAGAUGGCUGAUAUUGUUGAAGCGAAUCCUUCAGGAAAGGUUGAAGUGGAAAACAAAGCGAUGGUUGUUGAUGUUGGCUGCAUUAUGGAGGAGGAGAAGCUGUCGUCUUUGGCUGUGGGGAGUGCUGAUGUUGUCAAAGAAAAUUCCUCUGAGGAUGUUGCAGUAGAACUACAAUCUGAUGCUCUUGAAUAUACAGUAUUUGUUACAGAGGAGGAAAAUAUGUUGGCUUCUGCCGAAGAGAGAGCAGAUACCACCGAAGAGACUUCUUCUGAGAUGAAUGAAGCCCCACAAUGCUCUAUGGCUGAUACUGUUGAAGAUAAUUCUUCUGAGAUGGAUGGAAGCCAACAAAAUGCCAUGACUCUUCAUAUAGGAAUUACUUCAGCCGAGGGAGAUGCAUCAUCUUUGUCUAAUACGGAGAGGGGCGAGAUCCUGGAGCAGAAUUCUGUAGUCCUUCCUUCUUCAGAGAACAUUGGUGAAUGCUCAUCUGUUCACCAAUUUGUUGCUGCUCUAGCAACACCAAUCAUAACAUCCCCAGAUGGUGGUGGUGUUCAAGUGGAAUCAUUGAUGGGAGAGGAAGACCUUCCUGGAACUCAAGCUUAUGAAGAAGACAAUAAAUUGAUCGAUGUGGAGACCAAUUGUGAGAUAUCUAUAGGGAGUGAGAUAUGUGAUCGUGAACACAUUGAUCAUGCACAUCUUCAUGAACCAAUAUUAUUGUCAGAAAGCACACAUGAGGAACCCUCGGAGAGCUAUAAUGACAUUAUUGAUAUAAACAGAGAAAUGCCGGUCGCCAAAAGCGAACCAAUAGUGACUACUGCACAAUGCCCGGACCAUAUAGCUGGAUUUCAAGAGCAAAAUGAGAUUGAAGAGGAGAGGCAACCUGAGACGCCAACUUCUUCUGAUGGCAUUAACAAUUUACAUAAGAGGUUCUUGUUUGGAAGGAGAGAAUCAGGAACAGAGUCUCUGGAUGGUAGUGUUGCUGGUGAGUUUGAAGGCUGCGAUACAUUGACUGGAGAUCAGCUUAAAGCUGCCCUUAAAGCAGAACGGAAGACCCUGAGUGCAUUAUAUGCUGAGCUUGAGGAAGAGAGAAGUGCUGCUGCCAUUGCUGCCAACCAAACAAUGGCAAUGAUAACCAGGCUUCAAGAAGAGAAAGCUGCUAUGCAGAUGGAAGCAUUGCAAUAUCAGAGGAUGAUGGAGGAACAGUCAGAGUAUGAUCAGGAAGCCUUGCAGCUCUUGAAUGAGUUGAUGACGAAAAGGGAGAAGGAGAAACAGGAUUUAGAGAAGGAACUUGAAGUUUACAGAAAGAAGGUUCUACGCCACGAAGCCAAGGAGAGGAGACAAAUGGCGCAGAACAAGGUCGAUGGUAAGGGUCGAGCAUCUUCCGCUUCAUCAAGUGCUGAAGACAGUGACGACCUCUUGUUUGAGUUCCAACAAGGUGAUGAGUUUGCCUGCAGCCCUGAUGAAAGUAAUCAAAAUACUCCUACUGAUGCUGUGUUAAGUUCAGGGGCAGAGCAAGGCACUGAAAAGCAUCUAAUUACACUUAACGAAUCAUUGGCUGAUUUUGAGGAAGAGAGACUCUCCAUCCUCGAGCAACUAAGGGCAUUGGAAAAGAAACUUCUUAUAUCGGACGAUGAAGACUACCAAAAUUUAGAUGCCGUGGGGAACAUUUCAGAUGCAAAUGGUCAUGUUUCAAAUGGAAAUUGUGAACCUCUGAUUGAUGAUUUACAUGAUGAUGUGAAUGGUUUCUCAGAAGAACUAGAAGCUAACAGGAAGCAUCAUAGCGAACAAAGAAACAUUGUUAAAGGAAAGAGGCUUCUUCCUCUCUUUGAUGCUAUUGAUAAUGAAAAUGAAGAUGAUAUAUGCAUCAAGGAAGAGGCAAUAGAUGAUUCCCCUGAAACAAUUUUAAAUGUUGCGGAAGAGCAGAAGCAGCUUGCAAUUAUAGAGGAGGUUGAUAACAUCUAUGAGCGACUGCAAGCUCUUGAGGCAGACCGAGAGUUUCUCAAGCAUUGUAUCAGUUCCUUGAAGAAAGGUGACAAGGGAAUACACCUUCUACAAGAGAUACUGGAACAUCUUCAUGAUCUGAGAAGUGUGGAACUUCGAGCGAGGAACUCAUGUGAUUAUUUUCCUUCAUUCGCAGCUUAGUAUGCAGAAGAAAUGAAGAUGGAGGAGUGGAUGGGUUGUCUGGAAAUGCGGUUGCAACAAUAACCAUCGAACAUGAGUAAUGGAUGAAUGCGUUCUUCUUGCAUGCAAAUCGGUCACGCCAGUGGUGAAACUGAGCUCCUGGUUCUGUAUCUUGUCGGUUGCUUUACAGCGUGCGGAAGCAGGCCAUGGAUGGAAUCUGCUUUCCCAGGCCCGGCUUUUCAUGAGGCUUUCUUUUCUUCUAUUUCUUUCCUUUUUCCAUUUCUCCUUGUUCUGGGCUCAUCACUUUUGCUGUGGGGGAGGCAAGGUGGCUGAGGCAGGGGAGGGUGGUGGGUGGUGUGGCAGCCACUCACUGUGAUUGUGCCAGAAAUCAUGGCUUUCAAUGCUGUACAAAGUCUUACGAAGAGAGUAGAGUGGAUGGAGUUGCUCUUGUUCUUUUCACUUUUUUUUCUUGUCCCCUAGAGAGAGAAAGUGGCAGUUGUAUGAUGAUCUUUGAGCAUGGGUUUGAAUAUAGUUAACAAAGUUCUUUCUAUA
Musa acuminata subsp. malaccensis (wild Malaysian banana) is the source of this 3887-nucleotide messenger RNA. RefSeq names its product myosin-binding protein 2. Gene Ontology annotation, molecular function: myosin binding. Lineage: Eukaryota; Viridiplantae; Streptophyta; Magnoliopsida; Zingiberales; Musaceae. The record is from RefSeq and is a predicted model, not a curated record.